AUGGCUAGUAAUUUAGAAAAGAAUAAAGUUACACGACACAGUCAGAUGGGUAUUUUUGAUGUUGGUUUAAAACAGGAUUUGAUAAAUAGAUUGAUCAGUGAAUGUAAGGAUAAAAAGAAGUUAUUUAAUGAAUUGUUUGAAAAAGAAAAAAUUAUAAAUUUGAAUAAUGAUAUGGGUGACACAGUCUUCUUUUUAUAUGCGAUUGUAAAUAUUUAG
This is a messenger RNA of Cetraspora pellucida, 216 nucleotides long. Lineage: Eukaryota; Fungi; Glomeromycota; Glomeromycetes; Diversisporales; Gigasporaceae. The record is from the annotation of a GenBank genome assembly.